CCAGUCUAUACGAUACUUUUUGGUAGUUUAUCACCUUGAGAUCGAUUUUGCGACGAAUUGUGGGUAAAAUACAAAACACCCACCGAAUAAAUUUGUGUUAAGUUAUUCUGUUUUCUUGCUAAAUGAUGAUGUGAUGUUAUAGGCCGACAUUGAAAGAGAACCAGCUUGAGAUAGCAGGAUGAUUGGUGGAUUGUUUAUCUACAACCACAAAGGGGAGGUGUUAAUCUCCCGUGUGUACAGAGAUGAUAUCGGGAGAAAUGCAGUGGAUGCAUUCCGUGUGAAUGUUAUACAUGCGCGGCAACAAGUUAGGUCACCAGUAACAAACAUUGCUAGAACAAGUUUUUUCCAUAUAAAGAGGUCUAACAUCUGGUUGGCCGCUGUCACAAAGCAGAAUGUCAAUGCUGCGAUGGUGUUUGAGUUUUUACACAAGAUGACUGAUGUAAUGGCCGCCUACUUUGGCAAGGUUACGGAAGAAAACAUCAAGAACAACUUUGUCCUUAUUUAUGAAAUACUAGAUGAAAUUUUGGAUUUUGGCUACCCACAAAAUACAGAUACAGGAAUCUUAAAGACAUUUAUUACUCAACAAGGAGUGAAGACACAGUCAAAAGAAGAAACCAGUCAGAUUACGUCUCAAGUCACAGGUCAGAUCGGUUGGCGCCGGGAGGGCAUCAAAUACCGUAGAAACGAGCUUUUCCUCGAUGUCCUGGAGUCGGUCAAUCUACUAAUGUCACCGCAGGGUCAAGUUUUGUCUGCCCACGUCGCUGGACGUAUCAUAAUGAAGAGUUACUUAUCCGGCAUGCCAGAAUGUAAAUUCGGCAUAAAUGACAAGGUGUUAAUGGAAAGCAAGGGAGGCAAAUCUGGGCAAGAUGAUGGGCGUGGGUAUGUGAAGAGCACUUCCGGGACAUCAUCAUCUGGAAAAACAUCUAUUGCUAUUGAUGACUGUCAGUUCCACCAGUGUGUCAAAUUGAGCAAGUUUGAAACAGAGCAUAGCAUCAGUUUUAUUCCACCAGAUGGCGAAUUUGAAUUAAUGAGGUAUAGGACAACCAAGGACAUUAGUCUGCCAUUUAGAAUUAUUCCCCUUGUACGAGAGGUGGGCAGACAGAAGAUGGAGGUCAAGGUUGUAGUAAAGUCAAACUUCAAACCAUCUCUUCUUGCACAGAAAGUAGAGGUCCGAAUCCCAACUCCAUUGAACACAAGUGGUGUACAGGUGAUAUGUAUGAAAGGCAAAGCUAAAUACAAGGCUAGUGAAAAUGCCAUCGUCUGGAAGAUCAAGAGAAUGGGUGGGAUGAAGGAAUGCCAGCUUAGUGCAGAGAUCGAGUUACUUAAUACCAAUGAUAAAAGAAAAUGGACCAGGCCACCUAUAUCUAUGAACUUUGAGGUUCCAUUCGCACCUUCGGGCUUCAAAGUUCGCUAUUUGAAAGUAUUUGAACCCAAACUGAACUAUAGUGAUCAUGAUGUGAUAAAGUGGGUCAGAUAUAUAGGACGUAGUGGUCUCUACGAGACAAGAUGUUAGCCG
This is a messenger RNA of Ruditapes philippinarum (Manila clam), 1516 nucleotides long. RefSeq names its product AP-2 complex subunit mu. Gene Ontology annotation, biological process: intracellular protein transport; clathrin-dependent endocytosis. The record is from RefSeq and is a predicted model, not a curated record. Gene Ontology annotation, molecular function: clathrin-cargo adaptor activity. The coding region runs from base 179 to 1513 and encodes 444 amino acids. Lineage: Eukaryota; Metazoa; Mollusca; Bivalvia; Venerida; Veneridae. Gene Ontology annotation, cellular component: AP-2 adaptor complex; cytoplasmic vesicle. The transcript is spliced from 11 exons.